Messenger RNA from Seminavis robusta, 351 nucleotides. NCBI's taxonomy places the organism in Eukaryota, Bacillariophyta, Bacillariophyceae, Naviculales, Naviculaceae. The record is from the annotation of a GenBank genome assembly.
AUGAAGGUCUUCUACAAGUAUCGCGCAACAGUCCUCUUUCCAUUGGCCAUUACUGCUGUGUUGGCCCUGUCUUGCCAUCAUGGGGCCACUGCCUUGGACAUUGUUGCUCUCCAUCCCACCACCAAUUAUACCAUGUCAGUGUCGGAAACAACGAAGAACCAGGUGUUGAAGGUAUUGUCAACGACCUCAAUGAAGAGUACACAGCAGCAUGCCUACACGAGCACUGCCGCCAAGAGGAAACCAAAGACAACAAGGAAAGAUGAUGGUGAUCACAAGAUCUCAUCGUCAAAGGCUACGGGGCUCUUCUACCUGGCCGGGUUCUUUGGUUUCCUAUUGUUCGUUACUGCAUAA